Molecule: messenger RNA, 978 nt
Organism: Lodderomyces parapsilosis
Lineage: Eukaryota; Fungi; Ascomycota; Pichiomycetes; Serinales; Debaryomycetaceae
Gene: MRPL40
Product: mitochondrial 54S ribosomal protein YmL40
Exons: 1
Coding region: 1-978 (325 amino acids)
Source: RefSeq, a predicted model, not a curated record
AUGUCUUGGGUUGUCAGUCGUUCUCGUUUCAAGAGAGAUAUCAAUAAACUUCCAAGUCAUCUCAAGCAACAGUGGUUGAAACAACAAGAAGCGACUUCUUUACCAACAUUCAAGGGGUUCUUCCCAGAAAGAUUACCUAGAUCACAACAAAAGACCAGAUUUGAGGCUGGCAUCACCGAAGGGGACUUGGCAUAUGUGACAGAAGGAAAGCACAAAGGUAAAGUUGCCGAAGUUUUAGCGUACAGUCCUGAAUUUGACUCGGUGUCUUUGGCCAACAUCUCUACUAAAAAGCUUUUGCCCAAACCAUUUUGGCCUGAAGGUCAAACAUCCCAUGUAUACGACUUUCCCGAUUAUAUACCAAGGAGUAAAGUUAGAGUGGUUGGAAAAAGUAAAGAGGAGGGGAGAAUCUCGUACAUCGUUGCCGAAGAAGUUGUAAUGGGGAAACCUUACUACGACGAUAGGUACAAAAGAUGGAUUCCCGAAAGAUAUAUAAAGCAUCAUGAUUAUUUGUUACCUUGGCCAACUCCUGCCAAAAUCAAUGAAGGAGACUUGUCCACGCCUGAGAAUAUAGCGACGGAAAGGACUUUCGAGUUUAACACAAUUGGGAAGUCAUCGAUACCAAAACAAUUGGUCAAUCAGUUAAGAAACCCUUACAGCAAAUACAAAAAGAGGGUGCUUGAUGGUUUGCAAGUGGCAAAACUCCAUGGUCCUGAAAUGCCAUUGACAAUUGAGCAAAAGAUAUGGUUAGCAAAAGAAGCUGAAAAACCAAAGAAGAAGUUGUACCCAUUAUCGGAAGAAGUUAGGGAAUUCAUUGGAUCAAAGAUGGCAGAACACAUGAAUAAGAUCGAAAGUCCAGAGUUGCGUCAUCACUUGGAAACAUUGUCGAACGUGAAAAUACCUGAUUUUGAAAAGACUUCAAAGAUGAUUGAGGAGACAAAGAAUGAAGAGGAUUUGGCAAAUAAAGAAAGUCAAAAUUGA